AUGGCUCCUUUUAAGCCUGCGUGGACUUAUUUGGUCUCUAAAGACCUCGUGUCUGCAAACGAUGCCAUUGUUUACUCUCAGCCUCUUUCUCAAAACAGCCAACUAAAUUCCAUAAAGCAAGAGUCGACUUUACAGCCUGUCACAAGUCUCAAACCUUUGAGUGACAAUACCUUACUCCACACUCAACUAAUUAACAACAAUACCACCCUCCAACUUCGCCUACUUGGCACAACACAACCUGAACGCGUCGUUAACAUCGAGUACCAUGUACGACUCUUGCAUCUUAUUAUCAUUACCACCACACCAAACACUGUAUGUUGGCUCUUGACACUCGAUGGCCGUCUGAUCCGUCAAGAGUUACCUCCAAAUGAAAUUUGGGCUGGAACAAUGACAGCGAAAUCAACAAUAUGUCCCUUGCAGGCGAAGACGGAACACGCGUCUAUUUACAAUACAAACCUGCAGUAUUGCCAUCCGCACAACAUAUUCAAACGAUUUACAAAGGCAGACAAAUCUUGGUGUGAAUACAAAUCAGAAUCAAAACACACAUUUUGGCCACUGUUGGCGUUCCAAUCGUUCGGAUCUUGGAUUGGAUGGCAAGCAGCAGAAGGAACAGAUAAAGCUAGCCAAAAACAUGCUAUGAUCUUAGCAAGCCACCGUAAAAAUGCUCAAGAAGAGGUAUCUAUUGCUUUACGCAAAGAUAGACGCCUUGAAGUAUGUGUUUCCGGACCUUCUGCGCUCCAGAAAAUAGCUCAACCAUUGCCAUGGCUUCAAGAAGAUGGAAAACUUGAGUAUCCCGAAGAACCUGAUGUUCUGGAAUCUUUUCCUGGUGGAUUACCCAACGAAAGGCGCGCAGAUUCUCUUAACUCUCUUGCUUCUUUUGCAGAACAUCCGAAAAUGGUUCUAGUGCCUACAGGAGGUGGAUUGACAUUGGUAGUUUACAGUGAUAUUGGAGUACCUUGUUUUCUGGUCUACACUCUUCCAAAAGACAGUAUAUUGAUGGAGUUAACCCAGACUGUACCACAUCCUUCAAAAGAUACACUUUUGGACAUGGACGUUCGUAUUCAUGAAACAACACUUGAUUUUGAAUUGGUGGGAUUGUGGAAACAUGCCAAAGAUGACCGCUCAGCAGUGCGCACAGUGAGGUGGUCAGCAGCAGACAAAGGAUUAUUUCACCCACGAUGGAGAACAGUCAUGCCAACAUGUUCCACCAACACAUUUGAUGCUGUUAGAUAUUUGAAGGAUGGUACAGUAGUACUGGCAAGUGCUACGUCAGUUGGGUCCGUGUUCCCACUAUCUUAUCUCGAGGCAUCAUUCCUCUACCACACCAAGCAAAAAGAAGACUCCUUGAUGGCUGAAUGUUUUAGUCCUCUUGAGGAUGUAGUUGCUGACCAUGAGAUCGAUACUCCCUCAAGACAGGAAUUGGCUUCUUUAUUCCAGCAACCACCUACCGAUCCUGAGAAGCUGCAGGAGAUGUUGCGUACUACCUACACUAGUCCAAUUUCUGAUCUUAGCUCAUUGGGACUAAAGACACCUACUUCACCUGCCACGGUGGUCGCACUUCGCUCACUAGUACAUGUUCUUGUAUCUCCUAAUACUAAUCUCGCCAGUAAGAGCCCAUGGUUCAAUUUGUGGAGACCAGAUACGGCCAAAUUCAUUAUCCAAGUUCGACAUAGAUUGCUACUGUCUGUAGUGUCAAUAGUUACUACACCCCAAACUCUUGCUAUUCAACAGGCCUAUGAUUGUUUGGAAUGGGUCACCCGACAGGCUGUGUAUCCUGCUCUGGUGGACAGUGUAGAUUAUGGUGUGGACGUAGUACAUGCUUUAUUACCAAUCUAUCCUCGCCUUCCUGUGAGUUUGUGCCUGAAAAUCGAGUCACUCGGAGAUGCACCUACGGCUACUCAGCUCGCAAAUGAAUUCUUGGAUCCCUCUGUGGCCAAAGAAUGUUUAGAUCUGACCACAGCUGAGCGGGAAUUCCUUGCUCUUCGUCAUGUUCAAAAAUGCAUCCCCAGUCGUUUAGAAGAAGCUAUGGAGACACUGGUAGCAAUGCCCUUGACUCCCCAACGCCAGGUGUGGAUAUCGCGUUGGUUGGAAGCGGCUUACGCGGCUGAAGAAUAUGACCUUAUCUGUAGCUCUAACAUUGAGCCCGUAAAUAAAACGGGUGGCUCGGGCCGUCUGACUUGGGAGGAACUUAGCUUUGCAUAUUAUGCUCUGCGUCAACAAGACUCAAAAGCCAAUCAAUCAAUGAAAGAGUAUUUGAACAAAGCGCGGCCUAUGGAUGAUCACCUAAAGACCUUUUUCACCACCCCUAUGUAG
Molecule: messenger RNA, 2313 nt
Organism: Phycomyces blakesleeanus NRRL 1555(-)
Lineage: Eukaryota; Fungi; Mucoromycota; Mucoromycetes; Mucorales; Phycomycetaceae
Exons: 4
Coding region: 1-2313 (770 amino acids)
Source: RefSeq, a predicted model, not a curated record